GUACGGUGGUAGCAGGCAGGAGAGAGGAGAGGAGAACGCUUGUUGGGACUAUCGUUCGUAAACAAAACUUUUACCGCACAAUUGAUUUUGUUCUGUAGAUUGCGGGAGCUUGAAGUGUUUAAAAGUUACAAUAUCGUAGAAUUCAUUCAUUUUCUCAAUCAACUAAGAUAGUUUUGAGACGUUUUAAAGAUUUUAAGGCGCUGCCAGUAUUCUUGAUAUUUGGGGCAAUCAGCUGAUGGAAGAUCCUAACAAGAUCCCUACCUUAAUGUGGUCGCCCCCAAGACCUGCAGUGGAGGCACGGAGGAUCAGAAAUGCUGCUUCAAAUCAGGCUGCACGUGCACGAGAAACACCUGAAGCCUGUGCAGUUCGUAGGCAGCAAAACGCCAUUCGCAUGGAAGUCUUCCGAGGACAAGAGUCUGAAGAGAAGGCAGCUGAGAGGAAAGCCAGGAAUGCACAAGCCAUGCAGGCGGCACGUGCACGAGAAACUCCCGACCAGACAGCUGCUCGCCGUGCACAGAAUGCAGCUCGUAUGGUUGCUCUAAGAGCCAGGGAAACACCCGAGCAGCGGGCAGCGCGACGAUCUUUGAAUGCAGCUCGAAUGCAGGCAAGUGGCAGGACCGUGCAUUUUCAAAUCCCGGCUAAAAGUUCAACCACUGAAGCAUCUAGAGCCAAGGAAGCCCUGCAUGACACUGCAGAAAGUGUUGGAAUGAAAGUAUUGAUGAAUGAUGAAGUUAUGAGGCGUGCUGUUAUAGCAGCGCAUAGACAACCUCUAAAGAAAAGAAAGGACAGGGAAAUACUUAUCAUGGACCUAGACCGUCAGGAUGGACAGAGGCAACAUGUUGUGGAGAGAGCAGAAGUUACUUCCACUGGUCUAAGUCCCCAAGGCAAUGUAAUGGAGAAUAGAGAAGCAGCCAACAAAUUUUCUUUUGAAGUGGAAUAAUGUUGAAAAAUAUUAUCUAGAUUUUACAAUUUGAUUGUCUUAUUUCAUUUUAUGUGAGGAGGUUUUUGAAGUAUGGAUAAAUCGAUAGCCAAAGGUUUUAAUUCUUUCUUCGUACAGCAAAGUGUAAUCAGUUGAUUAAGUGCAGAACUUUUAAUUUUCACUCAGAUAUUUUGUGUAUAGUAUUCAAUCUGAAGACUGAAGUAGAGUGCUGUUCUGUUUAAGCACAGUCAUUUGCGUUAAGAUGUUAGCAGCUGUGCUUUUCCACAGCCAUUUCAUUAUGCCAUCUUUGAUUGAAAAUCAGGGGUCUGUAACCACUAUGACUAAGCUAUUAAUAAAGUUUGGCCAAGUUUCCUCUUUUUGUAA
Messenger RNA from Frankliniella occidentalis (western flower thrips), 1303 nucleotides. RefSeq lists its product as uncharacterized. The record is from RefSeq and is a predicted model, not a curated record. Lineage: Eukaryota; Metazoa; Arthropoda; Insecta; Thysanoptera; Thripidae. The coding region runs from base 236 to 940 and encodes 234 amino acids. The transcript has 8 exons.